UUAUAUCUAGACUGCACAUGGUCAACAGGUGGAUUUAGUGAAGUAAAUUCGAUUUUUUAAGAACGCCUGUCACCGAGAUAACUGAUCCAGACCCAAAGUAGGUCAAGGUGAAGUAUAGCCUUCUACACCAGGGUAAACCGUUUGCACUGUUGCAGGACGUGAUUGUAAGAAUAUGGCAAAGAUUCAGCUAGUAUACUUUCCUGUGAGAGGUCGUGGUGAAUCCAUUCGGACCCUGCUGGUGGAUAACAAUGUUGAUUAUGAAGAAGUGGAUGUUCUACCAAGGGAAAAUUGGGUCAACAAUUGGAAACCUAAAAUGGCUUUUGGCCAGUGUCCAUUUCUGAAGGAUGGUGAUGUGGAGCUGGUGCAGUCAAAUACAAUACUGAGAUAUCUCGCAAGGAAACUGGAUUUGUAUGGUGCUGAUAAUAAGGAGGCAUCAAGGGCUGACAUGAUAAACGAUGGAACUGAGGACCUGAGAGUGGCUUACACCAAGAUGAUAUACCAGAAUUAUGAGGAAGGAAAGGGGCCAUUUAUUGAAGAGCUCCCCGGGAAACUGACGUACUUUGAGAAUCUGAUGCAAAAUGGAGACUAUAUACUUGGCAGUAAGAUUUGCUUUGCGGACUACAAUCUGUUUGACCUUUUGGACUGUCUUGUGACCUUGUCUCCACCAUGCCUAGAUAACUUUCCCAAACUGAAGGCCUACUAUGGUCGCAUGAUGAACCGACCGGGAGUGCAGAAGAGGAGGUCCACUGAGCAUUUCAAGGGAAUGAAGAUCAAUGGCAAUGGGAAACAGUGAAAAAAUCUGUCACCAAAAGGUAUCUUUAGAAGUCUUGAUCCCUUAAAGUUUUAUUAAUGUCCCUUGAACUCCCAAGUUCUUGAGAUGGUCACGUGUAUACUUUACUCCUAUUGGGAAAUUGGGGGCCUCAAUAAUAAUCAGUACGGGCUGGCGUUUUACAGUGAAAUAAAACAGUAUUUGUAUUUAAAGCUAUCAAACUUGUCUAUUUUGAUUAUUUACCUGGAGAAGGAGAAUUGAUGCAAAAAGGUUUGGACGAAAUACCAUACUGUCACCGGUUAUUACACUGUGAAAUAAUGUGAGCAGUGUUAUCCAUGGGCCUCAUUUCUUUGUUAUUUCAAAACUUCAAUCAUGAUUAAGAAUUUUUCCUGUAGUAUAACAUCUACAAGCAUUACAGUUGUUAAAUGGACUUGGUAUUACUAAAACUGAACUUUUCUCUCUAGUUGCAGGAUCAGAUUGAUGGAUGGAAAGUGGCCAAAGCCUUUUAGUACUCGGAAGUAAACUAGACAGUCUGUUCACAUUUCUUCAGAAUGAGCUACAUGUACUUUAAAGUAUGCUUAUGUAAGAAUGCAAGCUACAUGCAAAGUUAAUGUUAAAAUAGAGAAAUGGAAAAUAACCAUACAAUGUUUGUUAUCUCCUUAUGUUGAUCAAUAAAACCCCCAUGAUUUUC
Molecule: messenger RNA, 1460 nt
Organism: Ostrea edulis (European flat oyster)
Lineage: Eukaryota; Metazoa; Mollusca; Bivalvia; Ostreida; Ostreidae
Product: glutathione S-transferase P 1-like
Exons: 7
Coding region: 173-793 (206 amino acids)
Biological process (GO): glutathione metabolic process
Cellular component (GO): cytosol
Molecular function (GO): glutathione transferase activity
Source: RefSeq, a predicted model, not a curated record